Ostrinia nubilalis (European corn borer) is the source of this 1523-nucleotide messenger RNA. RefSeq names its product tetraspanin-9-like. The transcript has 5 exons. The record is from RefSeq and is a predicted model, not a curated record. Gene Ontology annotation, cellular component: plasma membrane. Bases 79 to 795 code for a protein of 238 amino acids. Lineage: Eukaryota; Metazoa; Arthropoda; Insecta; Lepidoptera; Crambidae.
AUAUGAACUCUACCAGAGAUAAGUCAUCUCAAUUUUCAGUUUGCCUGAUGUGCCGACGAAAAUAGUCACUUGACCAAUAUGUUUAAACUAAGAGUACCAAAGUUUUUGAAAUCUGUGCGAUAUUGUUUAGCAGGUGUAAAUGUGUUAUUUCUGCUCACUGGUUUGAUGCUCCUGGCAUUAGGUAUAGCAGUGCUGCUGGUAUACCAAGAAUAUGAAGAGUUCAUAACGCAGCGGUUCUUUUCGUUGCCAAGCUUCGUGAUUGCUACAGGCGCAAUCAUUCUCGUUACCUCUGUUCUCGGCUUCUAUUGCGCUUAUUCGGAACAGUUUUACUUCAUUCUUGUGUACGUAAGUCUGACUUUGGUUAUUCUGGUGUUCGAAAUGGCAAUAGUAAUAACAAGCUUUGGGCUAAGGAAUGACGCAUCAUCAGAAAUCAGGACGACGAUGCUUAGUUCUUUGCAGCAGUAUGAAAACCGGCGGGAGGUGGCCAUUUUGUGGGAUAAUUUGCAAAUAGGGUUUGAAUGCUGUGGCGUCGCCGGGCGCCAUGAUUGGCCACAAAACCGCCUGCCCGUGAGCUGCUGCCUCAUCGAUUUCGGAACCAUCUCGCCCUUCGAGUGUACCACCAACAACGCGUAUAUGACGGGCUGCGCUAGCGUACUGGGCGAGUGGCUCAGCCACAACGCGCACGUCAUGGCUUACAUCGCGCUGCCUGUUAUGGUGAUACAGGUACUCAUAGUGUCGGCGUCUGGCUGGUUAGCAUACCGGUCCAAGUUCGAAGAGGUAGAGCUCGAAUCAUGAAGAGACCAUGAAAGCACGUUAAAUUAAGUUGAUAUAAGAGCAUGUGUGCCCGAAUGUGUAAAUAAUUAAGUUUGAAGUUAACUUUUUGAAAACAAUGUAUGUUUUUUGGGACAGUGCAAAAUAUGCAAAAUUGAUAGUUACAUCCCUGAAAUGGAAAUGGAGAUUAGAUGUAUUCUAGUUUGAAAUAGAAAUUAGUUUUAAACACCAUUAUACGAGUACGUGAAGCAAUGUCAUUAAUUAUUCAUGCGUUGUUAAGUUGGCUAAUUAGGUAGUUUAAGAAAAAUUAUACGCUAGUUAUCUUAAUUGUCCACUACAUUACCGAGACCUUGGUUAAAGCCAAGGUUUGAAGGUAAACCUGGAAAUGUGGGUAUAGUUUAAAAGGUUGACUAAACUCAUAUGUUUAUCUAAAAUUUAAGGGAGAUACAGCAGGUGUGCUCUAUUUCUUAUAGGUACCGCCUAACCUUAUUUUUGGGACAUCCUGUAUAAAGAAAAUAAUUAUGAAGUUGAACAAACUGGUAUCUACUCGUAUAAGUAUUAUUGUAUAGAUACGCAAUGAUAAGGACUUAGAUAAAAAAUAAAGAAUCACUACUUUGUUCAUUUACUCGUAAUUACAAAAUUACAAGAAUAAUAGAGAAAUAGACAGUUCAAUGUAGAGAUAACAACUUAUGUGAGAUGAUAUUUGUAUUUUUAAAAUAUAUUUUUGUUAAUAAAGAAAAAUUGUUAGAUUU